This is a messenger RNA of Phaethon lepturus (White-tailed tropicbird), 1161 nucleotides long. RefSeq names its product sorting nexin 4 (gene SNX4). The record is from RefSeq and is a predicted model, not a curated record. Lineage: Eukaryota; Metazoa; Chordata; Aves; Phaethontiformes; Phaethontidae. Gene Ontology annotation, molecular function: phosphatidylinositol binding. The transcript is spliced from 12 exons. Gene Ontology annotation, biological process: protein transport. The annotation marks the transcript as partial.
AUGGAAGACUGUUUGGCAAAAAAAAUGGAAAUCACUGUUUCGGAAGCUGAAAAACGGACUGGGAGGAAUGCCAUGAACAUGCAGGAAACUUACACUGCUUACCUCAUUGAGACAAGAGCUGUUGAGUCCCAGAGUGAGGGACAGUGUGCCCCAGUGGACUCCCUGUGGCGACGUUACAGUGAAUUUGAGUUGUUGAGGAAUUAUUUGUCAGUUACCUAUCCACAUAUUGUUGUUCCACCUUUGCCAGAAAAAAGGGCUGACUUUGUUUGGCAUAAGCUAUCAGCAGAUAACAUGGAUCCAGAUUUUGUGGAAAGAAGAAGAAUCGGUUUGGAAAACUUCUUGUUACGUGUGGCUUCACAUCCUGUUCUUUGCCAAGACAAAAUCUUUUAUUCAUUUUUAACACAGGAAGCUGGAUGGAAGGAAAUGGUGAAUGAGACUGGAUUUCAGUUAAAGGCAGAUUCCAGAUUAAAAGCUCUUAAUGCAACAUUCAGAGUGAAAAACCCAGACAAGAGAUUUACUGAGCUAAAACACUAUAGCGAUGAACUGCAGUCUGUCAUAUCACACCUUCUGCGAGUCAGAGCUAGGGUAGCAGACCGGCUAUAUGGUGUCUAUAAAGUCCAUGGCAACUAUGGAAGAGUAUUCAGUGAAUGGAGUGCAAUAGAAAAGGAGAUGGGGGAUGGGUUGCAGAGUGCUGGCCACCACAUGGAUGUAUAUGCAGCUUCUAUUGAUGACAUCCUGGAAGAAGAGGAACAUUAUGCAGAUCAGCUGAAAGAAUAUCUGUUCUAUGCAGAAGCACUACGGGCAGUUUGCAGGAAACACGAGCUAAUGCAAUAUGACUUGGAAAUGGCUGCACAGGACCUAACAUCUAAGAAACAGCAGUGUGAGGAGCUGGCAACAGGAACUGUGAGAACAUUCUCCCUGAAAGGGAUGACCAGUAAGCUGUUCGGGCAGGAAACCCCUGAGCAGAGGGAAGCCAAGAUAAAGAUUCUAGAAGAGCAGAUACAGGAAGGAGAAGAACAACUGAAGUCUAAAAAUCUGGAGAGCAGAGACUUUGUGAAAAGUGCCUGGGCUGACAUUGAACGGUUUAAAGAGCAAAAGAAUCAUGAUUUGAAGGAGGCGCUUAUAAGCUACGCUGUUAUGCAGAUUAGCAUGUGCAAAAAG